UUACAUUUACGUGUCAGGAGAAGGGGGCGGACGUCUGCCUGUGCCUCAGCCGUGCGCAUGCGCUAGACAUACAGAGGAAGGAAGCAAUGUCGAUAGAGGACCCGUUUUUCGUCGUAAAGGGGGAGGUGCAGAAGGCCCUGUCUCGCGCUCGGGGUCUGUUUGAUCGAUGGGAAGAACUCUUACAGGAGGGGACACAGGUAAGCCGAGAUGAGCUGGACUGGAGCGCCAAUGAGCUGAGGAACUGUCUGAGGGCCAUCGAUUGGGACCUGGAGGACCUCAGUGAAACCAUCAGCAUUGUGGAGUCAAAUCCAGGGAAGUUCCGGCUGGGCGACAAUGAACUUCAGGAGAGGAGAGACUUUGUGGAGCGCACCAGGAAGUCGGUUCAGGAGAUGAAAGAUGAACUGUCCAGCCCGUCUGCUGUGGAACGGGCAGAGAAGAAGAACAGACAGGAACAGGACCGCUCGACUGGACUGGAGGCUCACCUGGUGUCGGCCAACUCCAGGUACAUUCAGGAGCAGCAGGAGCAGCAGCAGCUGAUCAUACAGGAGCAGGACGAGCAGCUGGAGUUGGUGUCGGGAAGCAUCAGAGUCCUCAAAGACAUGUCUGGGCGUAUCGGAGACGAGCUCGACGAGCAGGCCGUCAUGUUGGGGGAUUUUGGAGAUGAGAUGGACCAGACGUCAUCCCGCAUGGAUUCGGUCCUGAAGAAGCUGGAGAAGGUUUCUCACAUGACCAGCAGUCGGAGACAGUGGUGCGCCAUCGGCGUGCUGGUCGCCAUCAUGAUUGUCGUCCUCAUCCUCUUCUUUGCUCUCUGAAGACCUUUGACCUCUUGACGAUGUUCACCUGUCAGGAUGAAUGGACAGAAAACGAUGGAAAGAAGAAUGACUCCUCUUCCUUUCCCUCCUAAAAUCACUCCUUUCACUCACACCGAGGAGAAAACUGCGAGCUGCACUGAAAGGUUAGGACGCAAUUCUCAGAUCUGCUUUUAAACGGAUCUGGUGGAAAGAAGAAGAACUUUGAGAGAACGCCGGAGGUGUUAUGUUUUUCAUAUUUGUGCGUCGCGAUUAUUGAUGCUAAGUGUUGGGCUAAAAACACAAAUCCGCACAUUUUCAUGCUUCUGGAGAUUAUGUAGAGCAGUCACUGAGAACGGAGACACUCGUGGAGGUACUUUGGUAAAAUGUUUUAAGUAUUAAAUUCAUUACAAUCUGUCUCUUGGUGUUUUAACCCAACACAAAGAGUGGCGGGCUGUUGCCUUAAAUAUAUUUUUAUACUAUUUUUGAACCGUGCGUCAUGUUCAUGUGCCUACCUGCUAAUUAGAAUGACAAGUUAUCUGCAAAUGAUCAGUUAAGCUACCGGGCCUGGGGUAGCCUCGGUCACAGCCACGUCUUGUCGAAGAGGAAAGCAUAACUGAAAACACUGAUUUAAAAAAAAAAAAAACAAAAAGGAGAGAGAGAGAUGCACUUCACGUUUGGUGUGGAAACGAACGGAUUCCUGCAGAAAACCGUUUUAUUUCCCGCCCUGAAAGAGGCCGGGUGAAGCGGGGGCUGCCGCCACGCGCCUCCGCAACGCCGUCACACGUUAACUCGCGCGAUUGGCCGGGGCUUCGUUACUCUCGCUGGCUGAUGAGAGACGGCCUUGGCUCGGAGCGAAUGGGUUCGCCUCUUUUAUUUAAAAGCGUCUGCUAAUUGCGGAGAGAAAUGGUUGCUGGGCAAGAUGCUUCUUUGUGCGGGCCUGAGUUAGGCUCACGGCGCCCUCUGCUGGAUGCUGAGGGGUUUUGUUGUUUUGUCUGUUCAGGCGACACUAAGGCGUGUUGAAGUGCUGUAUCCUAACCACAAUGCGCGUGUAUGUUGUGUGUGUUUUGAAAGUAAAUUCAUUUUCCUGUACUGUGUUCUGUAGGUUAAUUUUUUGUUUUUAACUCAAAUCCAAAUGUCUUAAUCUGAAAUUGUUGGGGUCUGUGUUCUGAGGAAAAACAAACUUGCAUACCAUUUGUCCACAACUGGGUCAGGAUACAUUAUUCUCUAUGAAGUUUUGGCUUGAUAAUAAAAGCCUUCCCACUGCCAGAGCCAAGUCAGAUUUAGUCCUCUUGGUGCUUUUAUGUCUCCUAAUGUAUGCUUUUUACAUGUUCAGUGGAAAGAAACGAACAAAAAAUAUUAUUUGUAAAAUUCCUCAAAACAUGUUUUGCACUUCAGUGUCACCUGUAAGAUCUGUUGGGGUCAACUGGAUGUCAGUAACCAUUAAAGUGUCUGUAAUAUUUUCUUUUUAACAGAACUUGAGGCACAUAUUUCAGUACCCACAAGCAUCUAAUUUGACUGCAUAAUACACUGAGAAACACUUGUAUUUAAAGUAUCAAGUUCUUUGUUUUUAUCAAAUUUGCCUUCACUCGAUUCAGUGUAGUAGAUAAAAUGUGAUAGAGAAAACUGAAGAUUGGCUUUAGUCCUGCUUUAAUAGGUUACUUUAAACUUAAUUAAAAUCGAAACGGUUUAUUUAGUUAUUUUGGAUUCUUAUGAGUGGUGUGUGGUUAAAAAACUGCUAUUAAAAGUCUUGAACAAUUGCCAGCCAUCAGGAUUCAUCUACCUACAAGACAGCUGAAAACAAGCAUUUGUUUUUGUAAAACUAUGACAUAUUGACGAGACAAUGAAGUAGUUUUUGUGCCCAUAAGCAAUAUGAUUUUUCUUUCUUUUUUUGUCACUGUUCAUGGUCCUUAGCUGGCUUUUUUUUUUUUUUUUUUUUUUUUACAUGUUGGCAGUUUCCGGUCUGAUCCGGUAAAAAUCCCUGAACAUUGUCUGAUUGCAUCUUCUUGGUGUAAUUUGUGUCGUCCAAUUUGUUCUCCAUGAAGCAACCAAAUUCAUUUAGAACGACCUUGUACACUGACUGAACUGUAUGUUUGAAUGAAUACAGUAUUUUGAGUCUCGGUU
Molecule: messenger RNA, 2912 nt
Organism: Xiphophorus hellerii (green swordtail)
Lineage: Eukaryota; Metazoa; Chordata; Actinopteri; Cyprinodontiformes; Poeciliidae
Gene: stx10
Product: syntaxin 10
Exons: 9
Coding region: 87-812 (241 amino acids)
Biological process (GO): Golgi vesicle transport
Cellular component (GO): membrane
Source: RefSeq, a predicted model, not a curated record